Messenger RNA from Akanthomyces muscarius, 945 nucleotides. RefSeq lists its product as uncharacterized. Gene Ontology annotation, molecular function: protein-macromolecule adaptor activity. The record is from RefSeq and is a predicted model, not a curated record. Bases 1 to 945 code for a protein of 314 amino acids. The transcript is spliced from 5 exons. Gene Ontology annotation, biological process: vesicle-mediated transport. Lineage: Eukaryota; Fungi; Ascomycota; Sordariomycetes; Hypocreales; Cordycipitaceae.
AUGUCGACCAUGGACAUUCAAAAUCCAAGAAGGGCCCUUGCAGUCAGCUUGCAGUCCGACCAAGAGCACCUCAGUCGCAUCAUCCAUGACAUUACGGGAUCCAAGCCCACACCCGCAAAUGAUUCCCUCGCAGGCAUCACGCACAACCUACCCCUCAAGACCAAGUACUACACCACCACGGUACCGAUAUGGCUAGACCUCAUCGAGUCGCCCUCGGCAUGGGCAUCGUCGUUCCUCUCCCCGGACGCCUCUGAAGUGCUUGCCGUCCUUGGCGGUCUCGUUCUCGUCUUUUCCAUUCCCGACAGCGGCGGCUCACCCGACGUGAAGCGGGAACUCAUCCAGCACGUUGGCAAGCUCGUCCAUGACGGUCUCGGGGGUUGGUCGUGGGACGGCGUGAAGCUCGCCGUCGGCGUAGGGAGUGCCUCCUCUUCGGAUGAUGUGGAUGAGUGGGAUGAGCUGUGCGCCGAGGCGGGGCUGGAGUUUGUGCAGGUGGGCGGCGGCGGCGACGAAAGCAAGCUGCAGCAGUUUGGCGAGAAAAUCGGCAUCCCGCGCGUAAAAGAGGCUCUCGAGGCAAACGAAUGGGGCCAAGCCUCCUCCGUCGAUGGGCUCCCAUCCGACGAAGACAGCGACAGCAAACAGACGCCAGACAGGGCGCUUGAUGACCCCGAAAAUAUGGGGUUCGGACUCGGACAAAGUGACCUCGAGACUUUGAAGAAGGCCAUCUUCGUCAAUCAAGAUUCUGAAGGACAAGACGAGAAUAGCAGAGACGAAGAGGUUGGGGAUGAAGACGUGGCUAAGGUGGAGGCCAUGAUGCGCAAGCUCCAAGCCGCGCGCGAGGCCGGCGAGACCAUGAGCGAGGCGCAGCGACGCAAAAUGGCCGCCCAGGCUGUGGAGGAAACGCUCGUUCCGAGCCAGCUGGGGGAAAAAGACACGAAAGUUACAUAA